AAUUAUAUAAAGCUUGAAUUUUUCAGAUUUGUACUCUAUCUCUGCAAAGAAGCCAGUAAGCGAUACAGGCAACCAUGGAUUUCACUCCGCUCACAGAGGCAUUGUCCUCCAAAUCCUAUGAUAAGAUUUCUGAUAUCUGCGACGAACUCAUGCUCAAGUUCGCAGCUGAGGGGAUUCCUUUUCAGGACGAAUGGCCUUAUCAGAUUCAUCUUCUUGGCCACAUUUAUGUUAAUGAUAUUAACAGUGCUCGAUUCCUCUGGAAAUCAAUACCCUCCGCUAUCAAAGAAAGCCAGCCGGAAGUGGCUGCUGCUUGGAGAAUUGGGCAGAGAUUAUGGACACGUGACUAUGCAGGCGUGUAUGAGGCUAUCCGUGGUUUUGAUUGGAGUCAAGAAACUCGGGUUCUUGUUGCUGCAUUUUCUGAGGUUUACACCAAGAGGAUGUUUCAGUUGUUGCUGUCUGCUUAUUCAACAAUAAGCAUCGAAGACACUGCUCGCUUUUUGGGAAUGAAUGAGGAUGAUGCUGCAAACUAUGUACUGCAGCAAGGUUGGACUGUUGAUCCUGCAUCCCGGAUGCUAACUGUAAAGAAGCAGCUGAUUGUGACAGAACAGAAACUGGAUUCUAGUAAACUACAGCGUUUGACAGAAUAUGUAUUCCACCUUGAGCAUUAGUCAUACAUAAAAACUUGUAAAAACCGUUAUCGACUACCCGAGUUAUUCAGAUCUCUAGAGUAAAUGAGUAAAUGCUUGGAAUAUGUUCAGAACAAGUAUGUGCAGCAAGUAUAUUAAAGAUUCAGUUUUUCCCCAUAA
Molecule: messenger RNA, 806 nt
Organism: Hevea brasiliensis (rubber tree)
Lineage: Eukaryota; Viridiplantae; Streptophyta; Magnoliopsida; Malpighiales; Euphorbiaceae
Product: COP9 signalosome complex subunit 8
Exons: 5
Coding region: 75-668 (197 amino acids)
Biological process (GO): protein deneddylation; COP9 signalosome assembly
Cellular component (GO): COP9 signalosome
Source: RefSeq, a predicted model, not a curated record